GUAACUGGCCGCAACUUUUGUUCUCGCUAGGGCCUUGAGUUUUUUCAAUUGCGAUUGCUUUGAUUUUUAUGAACUUCUAGAUGUGAGAACAUUUCAAGUGAAGAGUUUAGUUACAGAGGUAAAAUGGUCCGUCUCUUCACUCAGGACUUGUUGUGGUGGUUGGUACUGACAUAUUGCUUUAAACAAAUUGUCGCUUCCAAAGACUGCUCUGAUAAUGGCCAUGAAUGUCAGAAUGGAGGGGUAUGCGAGGGAAGUCCACUGGAAUGUUCUUGUCCCCCGGCCUAUCGUGGUAAAAAAUGUGACCAAACGCACAAUAAUUGUAAUCAUGAUCCAUGUUUACACGGUGGUACGUGUGCGGACGUGCAUUCGGGAUUUUCGUGCUCAUGCACUCCGCAAUAUGUUGGAACAUACUGCGAGACAGAGGCCCCUUGUUAUUCCAACCCAUGUCAACAUGGUGGAACAUGUACUGAGGUAAAUGAAGAUGGCACGCAUCAAUACCGAUGUACUUGUCCUCCUGGAUAUGUUGGGACUAACUGUGACGAGCAAUGCAGUCUCUCCUGCAUACCUGGUCAAGGCUUAUGUUUAAGUAACUUCAAGGGAAAUCACUACUGUUAUUGUAUAAUCGGUUUUUCUGGUACUCUCUGCGAAAUAUCUGAAAUGGCGAAUUUUGAAUGUGAAAACCCUCUUGGAGUUGACGACAGCAAACGUUUAAUCCAAGAUAACCAAAUGGGCUCAAGCACACCUAUUAAUACCGAGUUUGCGGCUAGGUACGGACGGUUGAAUCACCCUGACAGAGCUUGGUGCUCAAUGAUCCCAACACCUACCAAGCAGAUGUCUAUGAAAAUUACCUUGAACAAUGUUAGUUUCAUCUCAGCGCUCGCGAUGCAAGGAGAUCCCAAUGGCAACAAUUAUGUCAAUGAAUUUCAGAUAACAGUUCUAGAGCCGGCAGAUGUUUCAAGGGUUAUAGGGCCGUUUACAAACCAAUACAGCGAUCCAUAUUCGAUAAACAAACAUCGCUUUCAUCCUUUUCUACAAGCCAUCGGAAUACGCGUGCGCGUCCUUGCAUUUACUGGACACUAUCCGUGUAUUCGUGUUGAACUCUAUGGCUGUGCAGUGUCGCUGGCCGAGCAAUCUAUGACCAACUGCUUGACAACACUUGGAUUACGAGAUUCUCAAGCAUUUCCCGAUUCGUCGUUUACGGGCAGCGAUGAUCUAGAUGAUCAUAAACCUCAUAACAGCAGGCUUGACGACCCUAAGGGUUGGUGUACAGCUGACAAAUCGGGCCCAAAGCUCCUUGUACAACUGCCAAAACGUGAUUUACAGGUUGUUGGUGUGAUGACCAGGGGUGCGGACUCCAAAUGGGUCAAAUCCUACAAAAUUGGUACAUCAGAAAAUUGGGCGAAAGUUGCUAAUUACAAGAUACACGCCCGAAUCCAUGUCUUUCAAAUCCUUGUCAUCAUGGGGGGACGUGCGAUAGAACGCAAGACGGCGGAUACACCUGUCGCUGCAACAAUGGAUCCAGCGGUGUUCACUGUGAGAAUUUCGCAUGCAACACAACGUGGUUGGAAUUUCCUCACGAAAUUGUCGCUUCAGACUUUGAAGAUGGCUUCAAGAACUAUUCACUGAGUGAUGUCGGAGCAUGGUGUUCAAAAGAAGGAAGCGACCCUUGGCUAAAAAUAAAUUUCGCCAGCGCGAUGAAUGUUUAUGGAUUCGGUUUUGG
Messenger RNA from Dendronephthya gigantea, 1720 nucleotides. Its product is annotated as lactadherin-like. Gene Ontology annotation, cellular component: protein-containing complex; plasma membrane. The coding region runs from base 124 to 1626 and encodes 500 amino acids. Lineage: Eukaryota; Metazoa; Cnidaria; Anthozoa; Malacalcyonacea; Nephtheidae. The record is from RefSeq and is a predicted model, not a curated record. The transcript has 12 exons. Gene Ontology annotation, molecular function: calcium ion binding. Gene Ontology annotation, biological process: heterophilic cell-cell adhesion; establishment or maintenance of epithelial cell apical/basal polarity.